AUGUAUAUAUAUCUGUUGAUUCUCCUGUUACAAAUAGACAGAACAACCUAUGGGAUUUUGUUUGAGUACCGACUGAGAUGCCCAGAUACCGCGGAGAAAUGGAGGGAGAAUACAAAGAAUUACAUCUGUCAUGGCGAUACGGUUUAUCACUGCAUGCAGGACCAAGAUGGGCAUUACGUCGUUUUCUGUGCACCUACUAUUUGGAUUCAACCAGAUUACUGUCCCGAAUUUAACGCAAAAGCUUCCCUGAUUGAUGUAAUUCUAUGUCAGGGGGCGACAGAGAAAUGUCCAGAAAGUGUUUAUCUAUCCAACACUGUAUAUCAAUAUCCAAGCUGCUUUCGGAUUGUGAUCAGGACCACAGGACAAACUAAGCUGGGUAAUGAAGAACAAAGGACUGAACAAAGCAUCUUGAAGCAUAUUGUUAUCUACUUUGCAGAAACAGUUGUACCUCCGAGGUUAUACGAAAAUGCAGUAAGUUUAUUAAAGGAAACCGGGUUUAUAAUUAUUGGUGGUGGGCCAGGAAGUGGAAAAACAACAUUAGCAAAUUACAUCGUGAAGGAGGAAUUCAUGGAUUAUAAUGUACAUGUCAUGAAACCAAAACAGACGAAAUUACCAGAACUAACAAGUGACAAAGGUGAUGUAGUUGUCUGGGAUGAUUGUUUUGGAAUAUGGAAUGUUUGUGAUUUAGAGGAAAAUUUAAAGACUGAUAUAAGAAAUACAAUUAUCAGUUUAAUUGAUAGAUGCAAAGGCAAGGAAAAUCACAAAGCCAUGAUAUGUAUAGAUUCUUUUUUUGAUGAAAAACAAUUGAUAGUUAAAUUUAAAUCGAAUUUUGUCAAUAUUUCUGAAAACUACGAAUUUCUUACUGAGAGAGAACAUCUUGUAAACAGGCUUGACAGAAGAAUAUAUGUAGGGAACAUUUCGGAAGAUGUAGGAUUUCCUCUAUUGGUUCAAUUGAUUGCAGAAAAUUAUUGCCAAAUCGAAAAAUCCGAAGAAUUCAUGAAAAAUCCAAUACUCAAACUAAAUGAAAAUUUCUGUGACCUUUUUAAAAAUGAAAGAGAUGUAUAUGUUACACUUGUUUAUGUGCUCUGUAACACUCCCUCUGUUGAUCAAGGAGACAUAAAUUGGACAAGUUGGACCAAGUUAAGAGACGAAUGCGAGAGUAAGGAUGAUGACUACAACAAUCCACAACAGGAAAAGAAUAACGAAUACAGUCAAUCCAGGGAAGCCAAUCAGCUUCCUAGGACGUCAUAUUUUAUUUACAGAAACCCAAAGUGUAUUAAAAUGAAUACAACCUUAACAAAAUAUCUAGAAAACACUGAAAACCAAGACGUUUUUAGAUUCCGCCACCAUUUUUUAGCGCGUCUUCUUCUGCGUUAUCACCUGGAAAAAGUAGGAAAUAAAGGGAUAUUAGAGGUGGGCAACGAGGAAAUUAAGUCGGUUGUCAAGAAGAUACAGUCUUCCUUAUUAAUCUGAAUUAUGAUCAAUCUGGAAUAUCCUGAUUUCCCACAUUUAUAAACAUUUUUCAGUGAUUAUUCCUUUUCUUGUAAAGGGACACAAGUGACUGAACUUGACUAAACCUAAGUAUGUAUACAUUUGAGGUCAUCUUGU
This is a messenger RNA of Saccostrea echinata, 1608 nucleotides long. RefSeq lists its product as uncharacterized. The coding region runs from base 1 to 1473 and encodes 490 amino acids. NCBI's taxonomy places the organism in Eukaryota, Metazoa, Mollusca, Bivalvia, Ostreida, Ostreidae. The transcript has 5 exons. The record is from RefSeq and is a predicted model, not a curated record.